Molecule: messenger RNA, 3543 nt
Organism: Colletotrichum chrysophilum
Lineage: Eukaryota; Fungi; Ascomycota; Sordariomycetes; Glomerellales; Glomerellaceae
Exons: 2
Coding region: 1-3543 (1180 amino acids)
Source: RefSeq, a predicted model, not a curated record
AUGCUGUGGUACUCUCAACAACAUGACGGCAUAGCAAAGACUCGACAGGAUUACGGUUACGUGUGGCGGUUCGGCCCAACAGCUGUUCUCACGAUAGUCGCCGCCUUCUGGGCACGGGUCGAGUUACAAGCCAUGAGAUACAUGCCUUGGAUCGCCCUCCGACGCGGCCAAUCUCCCGACUACGACCUGGAUUACACAUCUAUGCUGAUGCCCACUGUCCUCUACGCAUCCCUCCGCCGGAAACACUGGCUAGUCCUCCUGGUCUCGGUGGUCUCCCUGCUGAUCAGGGCCGAGAUCGUGCUCGCCCCUGGUCUGUUCCAGCUCACACCUGUCCAGCGCGCAGAGCCCACCAACAUCGCAAUGGCAGACUCCUUCAGCCUCAACUGGGACACCGACACGGGGCGCGAAGCAAUCAUCGCUUACUAUGCCGCCCGCGCUGUACACGACUUCAACAUGACGUAUCCUUUUGGCGUCACCCAGAAGGCUGCCUACCAGACAUUCGCACUGGCGGAUACGGGCAGAAGAGGUACCACCAGCGCGCCUGUCAAGGCCGAGGUUGACGCCUUCUUCACGGGUAUGGAGUGUCUGAAAGCGAAAAGAUGGUCAGCUUCGGAGGCAGCAAAAAAGCUCAUGAGCAGGUUCUACUCGGUCGAUGUUUCUUUCCAAUUCGAGGGCUGUCAGCAAAACGUCUCAUUCACCCAAGAAACGGUCCAGAUGCCAGACACGUCCAUAAUGCCAGCGAAGAUCUAUGACUCCUGGCAGCUGAGUAAAGACCUAUCACCCAAUUCCCGCCCAUGCGCCAACCUGCCGCAACAGUAUGAUCAAUUUGUCUAUUUCGCGGGACAAUAUGUGAAGGGCGCAUCUGUCAACUCGUCCCGGCCCGUAGAGCUUGUAAAGGCAGAUGCCAUUCUGUGCUCCCCCACCGCUUGGAUAUCCAAAGUCGAAGUUACCGAUGACGGAAUCAGCCCGAACCUCACGGUCUUACCGAACCAGGAAAAGCGCCCAAUCGAAGCUGAAAUUUGGGGCAUUUUGGGAAAGGCUAUCCCGUCGACUCCUGGAGGCUGGGAUUUCAGCCCUCAGAUUGGCACCUCCCAGCUGAACUACGGGCCCGUCAGAGGGGAGCUCUCAUUCAGCGAAGAGCGAGCCAAUUUUUCGGACACAACCGAACUGCUGUACAAUUGUACCAUCAACUUGACUAGGAGGCUGGGGCCCCUUGUCGGGCACUACCUGUUUCGACAAAAUAACACCGACAAGUCUGAAGCGGUUGCGGAUAUGUUUGUUGUUAUCGAUAGACUGGCGCUCAACCCGCAAGUCUGCUGGGCUAUAUUUGCUCUUUCCUCUCUGAUAGCCGCCAUCAUCGGCCUCUCUCUAUUUCGAUCCCGGCGGUAUACCACGAUAUGGUACCGAGAUCCGGCUACCGUCUUGGGACAUCUCCUCUUCCUCAGCGACCAUCCCGAGCUUCGAGAAACGGAGCCGAAUGAAAGCGAUGAUAAGAGCUGGGGCCAUGGCACCUUCACCCCGAUUGUGUUGAGACCCUGGGCACAGAUUGCAUUCGCGAUUUUCGUCUGCGGUCUUCUCAUUGGCCUAGGUUCGACGUUGCAGCAGUCGGAGGCGCACCAUGGGCUAGCAACAGUCGACGAGAGGGGAUACUGGUAUCUGUUGUGGACUUCCUUCCCAUCGAUGAUCAUGCUAGGCGUCUCGUUGUACAUCAGCUCGUGCGACUUUGUUUUGAGGGCCUUGUCUACCCUUCACAAUCUGUCUACCCGGCCGUGUGAUUCCCGGUUACUGGACUUCUCCAUGCUGGACAUGCUCGGGCUCCGCGCGCUUUGGAAAUCAUCGCAGCAAAGGCUUUGGACGAUUACCAUGUCCCAGCUCACGGUAGUCUUUUGCGGCUUCCUAGCCACACUUGCUACCGUUCUCUUCUCAAUCGAAACAGUAAUCAGCCCCGUGGAAGUGCAGCUGCAACAGCAAAGUUGGUUCGGUGAUACUUUUAUCGACAACAACACAGAUUCACCCGCACAGAACCGCGAGAAUAUCCGGAGCCUGUUGGCACGUCGCGGAGAAGCUAACUUCACUUACCCGAGAAACACGUAUGCCGACAUGGCAUUUCCUAUGCUUGAUAUGUCACAGCUGCCCGUCGCAAACAGCACAAGACAGGUGACGAUACAGUUCAAAGUGCCCGCCGCGAAGCUGGUCUCAAGCUGCCAGCGGUUGCCCGAGGCCCGGUUCAACGUCACGGUGAUGAACUACACGGAACAAAUCUCGCAAAACACAUCCGAGACGGUGUACCAGGGCCCGAUGCUCAUAAAGGAGAAAUGCCCUACCGGCUACACGGACAACCUGGGCCACCUGUUCAUCUUCGGCCGCAACCAAACAGGCGCGCACAGCGGCAAGUCUAGCUUUGCCGACAUCCUGGCAUCUCCUGGCAAUCUUUACGACAUGAACCAGCCCUGCCAACUGAACAUUACAGAUGCCAAUGAUCUUCUCCGCCCGAUAAUGCAGCAAACAUAUGUCUGGGGCCAGUGGAACUACGAUAAGUACGACUUUGACCUGCUGCGGUUCUGGAGGUGCGACUAUUCUUGGGCGCAGGUCAUGACCGACGUAACCAUGGUCAAAGGAUCAGACGGCGAGUUCGCCAUCGACCAGACCAGACCGCCUGUCCCGGACCUAUCUACUACGAAGAAAUUGGAUCACCCAUUCGUCGUACCUGUAAGAGACUACCAGGACCUGUUCAUGGUUGUGGGGGCUAGCACCGGCCUUGAUGGCAACGUGGCGCCUGAGAUUAUUGUCACCGACCCCUCAGCUGGCGACAUCAACCCCUUCUUCCGGCCCUUGAUACAGCCGUACGGAAAGCUGCCGCUCGAGGCGUUUGGCGACCCGGAGUGGGAAAACGCGGUUCUGGAGGAGCUGCACACAAAUUUGGGAUUCGCGAGUGCGCAGCUGGCGAAUCUGGAAAACCGGUUGGACGUAGGGCAAGAUUCCAGGACCACACCGUUCCCGGCCGAGGGCUUGCCGGCUGUGGAGGCUCUUGUGACUGACGGGGGCCAACGGAGGCUGAUGCAGAAUGCGACGGUCACGUAUGUCAUUAUCGGGAUACUUGGUCUAGUCGCUUUGGGCAUCUUGUGGACGCUGUUCUCGAGGGUGAUGAGAAUGUAUGGGGUCAAGAGAGAUUGGUUUGCGAUGGAUGUGAAGGGGCUUGCGCCGGACGGCUUUGGGAGCAUUGGUGCGAUGACGAGCUUGUUGCGUGAGUCGAAUGCAAUGGAUCAUGUGCCAUCGCAGUCGGAAAGAGUCUCAACCGCCGAUCUCCAUGAGAUGCUGAAGGGUCUGUGGUUUCGGCUGGGAUGGUUCAGUAGGGAAGCGGAUCAGAGGAGGCACUUCACUGUCGGGGUGUUGGAGGAUAAGAAGUUUUCUUGGAUUGAGAGUAAGAUAGAGGCGGAGAUGGGAGAGAAGCCUAUGUAUGAGAGGGUGGUCAGUACUUCUGAGGAGACGGCAUUUAGAGUAGGCAGUCCUGAAGUCGUAGAUGGACCGCGGGAUAGAGAGUAG